AUGACACUUUGGAGAGUUAUUUUUCUUUGCUCUCUAAUGAGUGCUUGGCUGCUGUAUAGUCUUGUCAAGACUCUUUGUUGUCAAUAUAGAGAUACACUGAAGCUGCUAUACAGCAGAACAAAAAUGGACUCCUUAAUCAUCAGUCUGGCUGUAGCCUUAAUGCUGAGCUGUGUAACAAGUCAAGAUGCACAGAAAGUGUUUCUGGACAGAGCCACUGCCAGUAGGAUCAUUGGAAGACACAGGCGUGCCAAUCACAGGAAUGAAGAAAGCCUGCCCCCGAAUCUGGAGCGAGAGUGUGUGGAAGAGGUGUGCAACUACGAGGAAGCCCGAGAAAUAUUCAAAGAUUCGUACCGAACAGACAUAUUCUGGACAGUGUAUAUCGACGGGGAUCAGUGUGCAAACAAGCCGUGCAAGAAUGGAGCCAUGUGUGCCGACAGCAUAGGGGGGUACGACUGUAUCUGCAAGAGUGGCUUCUCUGGGGUUCACUGCGAAACCGAUCAAACUCUGUGCACGGGGAAUGAGGACAAAGGCUGCAGCCAGUUCUGCCAGCCGGGGUUUCAGUCUUAUCAGUGCUCCUGUGCCAGCGGAUACGAGCUCCGAGAAAAAGGAAAGUGUGUUUCUCUUGGAGAAUUCUCCUGUGGCAAAGUGAGCACAUCAAGGCUGAAGGACCCAAGGGUGUUGGAGCAAAGCAUCAAGACACACAGCAGUAGCGUGAGCUUGCCCUGUGCCACAGGCGAGUGCCCGUGGCAGGCCCUGUUGAAAAGCGAGCAGUCAGAUGGGUUUUGUACCGGAGUCAUCCUUAAGGACAACCUGGUGCUCACCACAGCACAGUGUGCCACCAAGUUCAGCAGUUUUCAGGUUGUUGUAGGAAAAAUGCAAAUACCUUAUGAGGAGGGGGAGCAGGUCUUGUACGUGAAGAGCAUCCACAAGCACCCCAAGCAUGUGGCAGGCAGGCCGGAGAAUGACCUGGCCCUCGUUGAGCUGAGAGAGCGGAUCAGGUUUAAGAGACAAGCCGCGGCGCCCUGCCUGCCGGAGAGAGACUUUGCAGAGAACGUGCUGAUGGGCGAGACGUCAAAAGCCCUGGUGAUGGGGUGGAACUACACCGGCGACGCCCUGCACGGCAGUUUGAAGCUCAGUUCCUUUAGCUACCUGCCCCUGCCUCAGUGCCAGAAGAAGCAUGACGGCCUGCUAACCAACAAGAUGUUCUGCACCACCUCCCCCGAGAGGGCCAACUGCUUCUUCGGACCCGGAGCCCCUGUAGUUUCUAUUCACAAGCAAGUGGCCUUCCUCGUGGGCCUUCUGAGCAGACCCCAGGGACAGGCCUGUGAGAAAGGCUUUGUGUACCAGAAGAUAUCCCGUUUUCUGCCCUGGCUCAGACCUUUCAUGGAGGCGCGGUGAGGUGAAAAAACAGCCGUCGCGGAGCCCUCAUUGCCUGCACCGGUUGCCUGUAUGGGCUCUUCAAGGCUGUGUGAAGACGACCCGAGGAAGCAAUGAGAGCUCUUUGUUCUGUUGAUAACUAUGUAGGCCCGUCUGAUUUGUUCGAUCAAGAAUAUCCCUAGGUUAGUACAUGUUAUUUGAUAAGUCAGAUCUGGUUGUUUCUGAAGACUCUUGUCAUGUUGGUUUAUAGUACAUUUUGUGCUACAUUGGUUCAGACAAAGAAGUGUAGAUCCUACAUUUUAGUUGCCUUAAAAAUAAAAGAGAAUGUUUGUAUUGUA
Messenger RNA from Lepisosteus oculatus (spotted gar), 1715 nucleotides. RefSeq names its product protein Z, vitamin K-dependent plasma glycoprotein a (gene proza). Gene Ontology annotation, biological process: proteolysis; blood coagulation. Gene Ontology annotation, cellular component: extracellular region. The record is from RefSeq and is a predicted model, not a curated record. NCBI's taxonomy places the organism in Eukaryota, Metazoa, Chordata, Actinopteri, Semionotiformes, Lepisosteidae. Gene Ontology annotation, molecular function: serine-type endopeptidase activity; calcium ion binding.